This is a messenger RNA of Misgurnus anguillicaudatus (oriental weatherfish), 4383 nucleotides long. RefSeq names its product protein ZNF365. Gene Ontology annotation, biological process: regulation of neuron projection development; telomere maintenance; regulation of double-strand break repair via homologous recombination. Lineage: Eukaryota; Metazoa; Chordata; Actinopteri; Cypriniformes; Cobitidae. The record is from RefSeq and is a predicted model, not a curated record.
UCUGUCUUCAAAUGGUAAAAACUGAUUGUCUGCCGCACUGCAUUCUAAUGAAUCGUCAAUGCUCUAAUCAAAUCUAUUUACUUCUUACUGGAUCUUUUUAGAUCGUUUGAACGAUCCGAUGAAAUCUUGCAACCCUUUUGCACACGACAACUGCAUUCAGCACCACAUUAAAAUAAACCAAUGUCACCCCUGUCGCUGCUGUCACGCUCGUUCCUGACAACGUCGUUAAUACCCAGAUGACUUCAUACACCUAUAUGUCUUUCUACUGUAUCUGAAUCAGGGGGGACCGGGAAAAUACCAAGCAACAAAUAAUCAAGGAUCAACAGUUUGAUUAAAGGGUACAAUCAAAAUCCCAGCAGCACGAACCAAAAUUAGCAUUGGACCCCGUUGAGGUUAUCUGUGUCAUGCAGCAGAAAGUGUGCACACGCAACACAGCACUGUUUGUGAAGAACGGUGAGGCGUGUGGAGCCGGCGCUCCUCAGCAGUUCCCUUUCCGCUGCCCUCGAUGUGGAGAACACGAACGAUUUCAGAGCCUGGCAUCUCUCAGGGCUCAUCUGGAGUACAGACACCCGUUCCACACUAAUCACGUCAUCAGCCUCCUAUCCACAAGGGGGCGAUCCAACACAGACCUAGUGGAAAGUUGCAAAGGCUCAAAUUGUGACAAGUAUAAAGUCUGUAAUGCUGGGACAAAUACUAACUCAAUUGGAAGAGAUCACAAACUCAUAUGUAACACUGAUCCAACUCCAUCCCAUCAAUUACCUGGAGAGCAGAAGCUGACAUCUCCAGAGAGGAGCCUCAUAGUUGGGGAGGCAUCGGCUGGAGUCGGGCCCCUCUCGGCUCCGGUGGUGUCAGUUGAGAAAAGACUGGAGGGGAUGAUAAGGACCGCCAACAGCAGUAUGGAGAGGCGUCUACUACGGCUUAGCUCAGAGCUGGCUCAGACAGACACCGCCAUACUGUGUGAGCGUGCUCACUCGCAUCAUCUGGCCCAGGAAAAGCAGGAAGUUCUGGAGCGAGAGCGGGCGCUGAGCAGACAGGUGGAUGCUGCGGUCAUGGUGAUCGCCACCCUGCGGCAACAGCUUAGCAUCUCAGAGCAUGAACUGGAGAGGAGAGAACAGGAGGUUAUUACCAUCCAGAAGUUUCUGGAAGCAGCGGCGCACCAUGAGAUGUGUGGGAAAGUUCGAUUGCGACGGUUCAUUGAAGGUCUUCUGCGACGGAUUUCUCUUGCCGAGAGACUACUGGAAUAUUAUCAGAGCGCACCGCACAGGCAUUAUUGUACUGCUCACCCUGAGCCCGUUUUUUCUGAUCUAGGUCCACAGAGAUUAAAACACAGCAGAUCUUCAGGAGACCAUUUAGAGCAGGAUGAAGAGCAGCAGCUACUUGGUCAGUCUAGAUGGGGACUGUCUAAAUCUUCCGCAAGUGGACUGGGUUAUGACGACUGGUGCCAGAGAAGAAGGUCAGAUGGGUAUGAGGUUUAGAAACAAAGACUCACAAUGAAUGUACAUGCAAAUAACACAGUUUAAAAUAUGAGUUAAACAACUUUAAGUUAAUAUGAAAAUCCCAACCAACAACUUUAUCUGAGAACCUUUUUCACCAGUAUCAGCUAUAUUUUAGUAGAAAUACUAAAGUUUAGUUGUACUUACACCCACUUUAAUCCAUUAAAAAAUUAGUGCAUAUGAAAAAGUUUUACUUUUAUAUUUUUAAAUGUGAUUGUGGUUCAACCAUGAAGUAUUUUAAAGGUGGUGUGUGUACAUUUUAGUGCCAUCUAGCAGAUUGCAACUAACAGCUCACACCUUCAUUUCAAAACGCAUAUGGUAGCCGCCACACGAGCCACGACAAACAUGUCGUCGUCUAAGACAACGUAGGGACGAAACGCACUCUGUAGAACAGUUUGUCUGUUUAGGGCUACUGUAGAAACAUGAUGGCGACUUCCAUGUAAGAAGACCCACGGUGUAUGUAGAUAAAAACGGCUCAUUCUAAGGUAAUAAAAACAUUACAGUAAUAUAGUUAUGUAUAUUAUACUGCAUUUCUGUCAAGAGAUCCUUCUAAAAGUUACACAAAGCACCUUUAAUAAUGGAAAUGCACAUUGGUUAUACUCUGGACACUUAAAAUUAAAAUUGCCCUUUCAUUUAAAUAAUAUAGCUAGCAUAACAGGUUGCUACAGUACUUAAAGUAAAGCUUUAUAACCCAGGUAAAAAUAUUAUGUGUUCAAAUUUCGAGCAAAUACUACUGUUUAGGAAAAUGAAUGUAGUUAAAAAUUGAAGGUUGAUGUUAUAAAAGUGUAAAGCACAGGUCUGAUGUUAUGCCACUAUAAGCUUGUAGUUUGUUCACAAACUGUCUUCUAAUAGAAAAUGCACUGUUUCUGUAAAAAAAUACAAAUGUAGCAAAUACCUGUUUGUUUUUUUAAUAGUGGUGCUAGUAUGGGAUGAAUAUACUUUCUCUGCUUAAGUUACUCAACCUCAUUUGAAAUGUAUAAUAGGACAAUUUCCUUUUGUUAUAAAACCCGCAGCUAAUGAAAGAUGUAUAGAUGUCAUUAAGUGUUCAUAAAUUCAUUUGCCAGAGAAUUUGACAAAAGGUUAUAUUUGGAGCAAAAUCACUUACCUGUACAAUCUUUUUUGGCAGAAGGCAGAACUAUGAAAUAGUUUUGAGAAUGGGGUAUACUUUAUUAAGGAAAAAAUGUAAACUGAUUUGCAUGUAAUGUUUUCAAUUUAACAUAUGUCAAGCUUAUGUCCUUAAUUGCCAUUUUUUUCUCUGUAUGAUUACAACAGUAGCACUUACAGUAUAGUCAUCUUUGGCAGGACUGUAAAACUAUUCAGACAAAGACUAUUAUUCAAAGAAUAGGAAUCUUUUUUAUGUAUUUAAAGGGUACUCGUGCAUGAAUCUUCUAAACCAAAAGAGUGGAGAUACAGGGUAUUGCUUUGGGUUGAUAGUGGUACAUAGUUUAAAAAAAAUGUCAUCUAUGAAGGACAUGCACUUGUUUGGGUACACCAGGGGUACCCAAAGUAGCUCCAACACUAAUCAAACACACCCAAAGCAGCUAAUAAAGGUCUUACUAAGCAUACUAGAAAGUUCUAGGCAGGUGUGCUGAGGCAAGUUGGAGCUAAUCUUAGCAGGACACUGGCCCUCCAUGACUUUGGGUACGCAUUGGGUUGACACUGCAUUAGGUCCUAAGUGUCCAAACUGUUCAGAGAAAUGCUAGAUGGAUGCUUCAAAAACGUAUUUAUGCUGACGUGGAGUUGUUCAGAUGCAGGGUAGAUCUCAACCACAGUACCUUACUGUGUGUGCACACCACUAGCAACUAUGUAGCUGCGUGUCGCUAGUUUCUUUCAAUGAGGUCGUUAGGAGGCGUUCCUAGUAACAACUAUAAACAAAUGAGUAACCGUCCUCUCAGUAAAUGAGGAGAGAUGGAUGAUGUAAAUUCCUCUGCUUUACUCUCAUUGGUUGUUGCUUUCUAAAGUUGCUUGUCAUUUGCAUAAAGUUAAACUGUUGUUGCGUGGCUGGACAUGCCUACUUCCUAUCACCAAUGGUCACCUGAAAUCGCCAAGCUUUCAUUGAAAUGAAUGAGAUCGCUCCGCCGUUGCUAGUCGCUGGCGGUGUGCACGCAACUUUACUGUGCGUUCACACCAGACGCGGUCGAUGCUGCAAAAACCCGCUAUCCGUGGGUAGUUCGACGCUUGAACAUUUAGAGUUUACUCGCUUCAUUCGUGCGCGAAAUUCUAGUCAUUCGAGACAUUCACAUGGAAAUUCGCGUCAUGGGAGGGGCUUCUACGACUUUGCUCGCUUCCUGUAAUCACGUCACAACUAGAGCAAGCUCCUGAUUGGUUAACGCGGCACAAAUAUCUGUCAAAAUACAGAUUUUUCAACUUGCGCACCAUCUGCGCCGCGUGUUCUGCGUGUUCCACACCAUUUGCGCUUAACGUGCAGCAGGAUGCCUAUUCGUGUCUCUGCAUUGACUUAACAUGUAAAUCACUCGCGCUUGCUGCCUCUUCCGCGUCUGGUGUGAAUGCACCUUUAUUUAGUCUUCACAUGAAAACAGUUAUAGCUAGUAGGGGGCAUGUACUAACAUUUCAGCUCAAUCUAAAUAUUUACUUUAAAGGAAUGGUUCACCCAAAAAUGAAAAUAAAUAUUCUGCUCUUUUAUACAGUGAAAGUGAAUUUUAACUAAUCUACCAAGAUUUACAACAACCCAUUUUCAACAACCUACAUUUCAGUAUUUAAUGUAAAGAACAGAGAAACUCAAGACAUUCUGCUAAACUUCUCUUGUGGUGUUUUAUAGAAAUAUGAAAGUUUUAAAAUAAAAUGAUAAUAAAUCAAUUUCAUAACCAAUCAAUAAAAUUUUGGGGUGAACUAUUCCUUUCAUUUUUUGUAUCAAUUGGAUGUGACUAGC